GAAAUCUGAAGUUUCGACUGGUAUGGUAGAACUGUAGAAGCGCAACUGCGCAAGGAAAAGUGCGAUUGCGAGGUAGACAAGCUAGGGUAGCAAACAACAAUGGAGGAAAACAUAGCCAAAAUGAGCAAAAACUUGUCUCAUUUCUGCAACAAUCUUCAAUCAACUACCGACGCUUUCAAACAAUCUCUCGAUCGCCGUCCAAUUCCAUUAGAUUCAGCGUCGACGACAUUCAUUCAAACCCUAAACAAGAGAGUAGUAUCUUUGACGGAAGACCUCAAUUUGCUGGAAUCAAUGUCACUUGGUACUGUUUCUUUUGAAGAGCUUCUAGGUCAUUGUAAUCAGCUUUAUAAACUUAAUCACUCUCAACUUCUUCACCUUCAUUCCACCCUUCAAUCUUUGUCCUACAUUUCCCCAGAUGAUGGAGUUGUUGAUCUUGAAGAGGAUUUUAUGAAUCAAAGUAGUUGUGCUACUCCUCGUCUUGAAUCCCAGUUUCACACUUCUUCUUAUGAUUCUAUCACUAACAAUUUGGAUGAUGAUGCUUUAUUCGAGAAUUCGCCUAGCUUUCGAAAACUUGGGCUCUCUGAGAUGUUUCUAGCCACACUUGCUUCUGGAGGGGUUCGCAAACGUGAUGUGCUUGAUAGUCCACCAAGUCUUCAUACAUUGGAGGUCCAGAACCAUGGUGUUCCAACCACCUUUAACAAAAUUGGUAGAGAAGAGAGAGAUGAACCCAAGAAAAGUGAAACUUCCAAUUUGAUACUUGUUUCUGAUGAAGACUAUGAGAAUCUUCCUUCUUAUAUGAAAAGUGUAGUUCCAUUGAAGGAUCUACAGUCUGCAGUUGAAAAGAUGAAUUCCUUUCUACUCAAUAAAGGAUAUGCAAAAGAGAACUGCUUCCACCCUCAGGACCUAAAAACAAUGGGACUAGGGAAUAAAGGAAGAUCAUAUGUCUUGUCCCUUGUACAAAUGAAGCGGCUGAAUGUAGAGACUAAAAACGGAUUAAUAUCUUAUAGAGUUCUUUAGUCUGUUGAAGCGCCGUUAAAAACUUAACAAAGUUGAAGAUAUCAAGGCUUAGUGUUUUAAAAUCUAAAACACACCAUUGAUAGGCCCUUUUAAAUAAAUAGAAUAGAAAUAGAUUUGCUACUUUUUGUUGGUGAGUUGUUCAUGUUUGUAUUACACUUUGACGAAUUAUCAAUUUACUGCAUGUCUUCACUUUUUAAA
Molecule: messenger RNA, 1215 nt
Organism: Amaranthus tricolor (Joseph's coat)
Lineage: Eukaryota; Viridiplantae; Streptophyta; Magnoliopsida; Caryophyllales; Amaranthaceae
Exons: 9
Coding region: 100-1017 (305 amino acids)
Biological process (GO): chromosome segregation
Cellular component (GO): outer kinetochore
Source: RefSeq, a predicted model, not a curated record